GAGUACGGGAUUUUAAGCAGCGGCGGAGAGUAUCGGCAAAUUCAUGGGGAAUCCCAAGCAGAAGUGGACCUCCGAAGAAGAAGAAGCACUCCGGGCGGGCGUGGCGAAACACGGCGCCGGGAAAUGGAAGAACAUACAGAGAGACCCUGAGUUCAAUCAUCUCCUCUUUGCUCGCUCCAACAUUGAUCUCAAGGAUAAAUGGCGGAAUUUGAGUGUUGCCAAUGGUCAAGGAUCACGAGAAAAAUCAAAGACGCCUAAAGCAAAGGGCAAUCCUGCUGAGUCUCCUGCUACUCCCUUGCCCAAUGUACAGACCCCUGCUUCUGCCACGCCACUGUCACAGGAUGCUUCAAUGGAUGUGAUUAUGUUAGAUUCUUCAAAACCCUUUCCUGAAGGAAAUAAUGCUUCAAAGUACAAUUCAAUGAUAUAUGAAGCACUCUCAACUUUGAAAGAACCAAAUGGAUCAGAUUCCAGUGCACUUGCUAAUUUUAUAGAGCAAAGACAUGAGGUACCCCAAAAUUUCAAAAAGCUAUUGAGUUCAAGACUAAGAAGGCUUGUGCAACAAGACAAACUUGAAAAGAUUCAGAAUUGCUACAGGAUCAAACGAGAUUCCUUGGCUGACACAAAAACCCUUACCACAGUACAGAAAGACUUCUGGCCUCAGAGUCGGAGCAUUGGGUAUCUGGGCGAUACGGUGGAAGAAGCAGCAGUGGAGGCCGCCUAUAAAAUUGCAGAAGCAGAAAACAAAUCUUUUGUGGCGGCCGAAGCUGUCAAAGAGGCAGAAAGGGUCUCAGGGAUGGCUGAAGACAUGAAUUCUCUGCUGCAAUUUGCACUGGAUGUGUUCGAGCAAAGUUUAAGUGGUGAAAUUCUCCUGAUGGCAUAAGAUCUCGGCUUGUGUACCCUGGAUUCCUUCAGAAAUUUGUAAAUAAGUUACCAUCUGGUUUUGUUUGUUACAAUUACAGUAAAUUUAAUCUGGUGUUACAUCAAUUAUAUUAUAAUACUAGUUGAAUGGAUCUUGUUAAAAGAUUCUAUUAUAAUGAACUAGAUUUUAAAGUAUAUGUCUUUCUUAA
This is a messenger RNA of Olea europaea var. sylvestris, 1067 nucleotides long. Its product is annotated as telomere repeat-binding factor 4-like. The record is from RefSeq and is a predicted model, not a curated record. Lineage: Eukaryota; Viridiplantae; Streptophyta; Magnoliopsida; Lamiales; Oleaceae. Bases 44 to 880 code for a protein of 278 amino acids. Gene Ontology annotation, molecular function: double-stranded telomeric DNA binding. The transcript has 6 exons. Gene Ontology annotation, biological process: nucleosome assembly. Gene Ontology annotation, cellular component: nucleosome.